AACCUGGUGCUAUCUAUUUCUUGAGGUCAAAAACGUCUUGAUAUACCCUUAUAUACGAGAUAACUGCGUUAUCUGGCUUUCAUAAACGGCUCGGAACAUGGUUCCUUUAUCACAAUUUUUAUCCUUCAUGAACGGCGGUGACGUCCACUGGCACCGUGGAUUACAGUAUCUCUCAACUGCGAUCUUGCCAGACAGGUCACGGAACUCGGAAACACAGUAGCAGGGGAGGACGAUAAAGUUGCUGCUAGUCACUAUCCGAAGCUAUGUUCAUUUUCGUGUUUGUCUGCAGGUGAUCGUACGGCGACAGGCGUGACAGACUCCUCCCAACACUCCGACAAUGAGUGGUGCCAGUUUUCUGCGCUUACACCGCGCCGCCGCCGCCAAUUGGCGAGGUCGUAAGGACCACGAGCGUGCGGACGACCUCGAAUCAGCUCUGCAUGUUUUGGUCUAUGUGGCCUUCCGGUACCAUAACAGCUCACUGAGCGACGAGGCCCUCAUCGACCAGAUGCAGGAUGUCUUCGAUAACUUUGUGACCGUUGACGACGUCCAUUCCGGUGGAGCAGGGAAACAUAGAUUCUUCCUUGGUGAUAGGUUGUCGGGUGUUGUGGCUGCGUCCUUCCCAGAACCCCUUGCUUGCCUGGUCGGUCAUCUCCGCAAUAUCUUCGUCAACAUCUACACGAGACGCCCUGAGCCGAUUCGCGAUUCAGCCAGGCCUAGGGAAAGGAUGUUAGGACAACGGAGUUGGGAUAGGUACCAUGAGGACCAGAAACUCGCGGAGACUUAUCUCUCCACGUCUGACACCGUCAUCGAAACAUUCAAGGAGUGCUUGGCAAUGGGUGGUUGGGGUGAUGAAGAAGCACCCAAAGAUCGUCUUGAGAGGAUGCCGAAAACCGCAGGGGCGUUGGAGCUGGCGUAUAAUCGUAAGCGUGCGUGCUCGUUUGCGACACCGACCAGUAACAAGAAGUUCAAGAAGGACAUGGGGACGGGUGAUUGAGUUCGUAGGUCUUUGGUUUGUUGCAAUCUUCUGGAUUUGGAUCGGUGUGGAGAAGUGGAACGCUCGAUGCGACUUGUACGUUACUUUUCACUUCAUACAUUAUUUUAUUCCCUGCAGCACAUGGAUCGUGUCGUCGUUUUCUUUGCCUUUUCAGCCGUGUAUCGCUCUUG
Molecule: messenger RNA, 1164 nt
Organism: Stereum hirsutum FP-91666 SS1
Lineage: Eukaryota; Fungi; Basidiomycota; Agaricomycetes; Russulales; Stereaceae
Exons: 2
Coding region: 338-994 (218 amino acids)
Source: RefSeq, a predicted model, not a curated record